AUGACGAAGUUUCAGGCAACAAACAGCCAUCAGCUGGGCAUUGUCAUUGCCCCUGUGAUCGGAGUCACACUGGCGACUGUGUGUGUCGUACUGAGAUUUCGCUCCAGGCGAAUACGAAAUCAAGCCAUCAUGUUCGAUGAUUGGCUUUGCCUUGCCGCGCUCAUUAUGACUUGGAUCUUCCAAGGAAUCAACAUGGCGGCGGUCUUCGCAGGAGGGGCAGGCCUUCCAAUCGCGACUGUCAUAGAGAUUGAUCCUAAUGCUAUCGUCACUUACCUGAAGAUCAUUUUCGCCAAUUUCAUCCUCUGGUUCUGUACGGUCACCGUCGUCCAGCUGUCGAUUCUCUUCUUCUACAUACGGAUUUUCGGGAUAUCCCCCUUCUUCAAGUGGUCAUGCUAUGGCUUGAUUAUUCUAAUCACCUGUUUCUGGGUUGGCGGAUUUUUCUCCGAGGUGUUCAGCUGUAUUCCCGUCAGCAAGUCAUGGAAUGUUUCAGAGCCCGGCACCUGCUUCCCAUACAAACCCUACUGUGCUUCCAUUGGUAUCUUGCACGUCUUUUUCGACCUCGCGAUUGUGGUCCUGCCUAUGCCGAUGAUCUGGCAGCUGCAAGCUGCCAGGAGAAACAAAAUCAUCCUGUCCGGUCUGCUCUGCCUUGGACUUGUGGCCACGGUCAUAUCUUUCCUCAAGAUCGUGUGCAUCAUUGAUCUCACGGGGAUUCCGCAAGCCGAUGUCACCGACUAUCUCUGGCUCACGAUUCUGCUGCAAACACUCGAAUUGCCCAUAGGAAUCAUAUGUUGCUGUGUUCCCAGUCUGCGACCCGCCGUGGCUGAGAUCUCGGACACGUUUAACUCCAUCACCAGCCACCUCCUGUCCUUGACCCAGCGGAGCCGAAGCACGGUGGACCAGUCGUACGACUCCGUCGCCUUUGCCAGCGAGAACGAUUCGAAAGCCCGUUUUGCGCGUCUCAAUGACAGCUCGAGCAACGUGGAGAGGAGUCGUGUCCAGAACAAGGGCAUCGGUCACGGAGCAGGCAUAGAGUUGAGCGCCCGGGGAGGCCAGCCUAAUGUUUCGCAGGGAAGAGACAUCAAUGUCACUAACGAGUACACCGUCAAUUACGAGUAG
Molecule: messenger RNA, 1116 nt
Organism: Diaporthe amygdali
Lineage: Eukaryota; Fungi; Ascomycota; Sordariomycetes; Diaporthales; Diaporthaceae
Exons: 4
Coding region: 1-1116 (371 amino acids)
Source: RefSeq, a predicted model, not a curated record